AUGGGGGAUCACGAUAGCCUUUAUGUCAUUGAAUCUAUUGUAGAUAAGAAAUUUUCAACCGCGCUUAAUUCCUGGCGCUACCAAAUCAAAUGAAAAGGAUUUUCCUCUGCCGAUAACACCUGAGAACCUGAAGAAACAGUUAAGUCUGUCCCUGAUCUUCUUGAGCAAUUUAAUGAAAAGCAAGAAAGGAAGCAAUUGCUAAGGCGAGAACAGUGCAAGAGAAGAAAUGCUAGACUGAGAGAAAGGCGCCGACUUGAAAGAGAGCAAAAGCUUGCAGAGCAAGGAAAACUCUAUGGAGAUGAUGCAAACAAAAAGCUAAAACUUGACGAUUUAUUACCAAAUGAUACAUUAGAAAUCCAAAGCCCUCCAGAGAAAAAACCUACAGGAUCAUCACAAUGUCAAGAAGUUAAUGAAAUUUUAAAUAAAGUAAGAGAGGAAAAAAGAAUUACAAUGGCUUCGUCUUUUCCUCAAAAAAAGUCUAUACAAAGUUAUGAACCAAAAAUACCAGUAACUAAUAAUAAUUCAAGAUUUAAGGCAGAAAUUCCAAGAAAAUCGGAAACAGCUUAUAGAGAAAUUAGUGAAGAAGAUGCAAAACAAGCCAGUAGUGAAGGGUUAGAAGAUGCAGAAAAUGAAGAAGAAAUUUCAUAUAGAAAUUCUCAGGAUAGUGUAGAGGAAAGCAAUAUAGAAGAAGAGUCAGAAACUUCGAGUAGAGUUUCUAAUAAGUCUAAGGAUGAAGCAAAUAAGGGAAACUGACAAGAUUUGCAGCCUGCUAGAAUUUUGGGGUGUAGGAAGCUAUCAGGAGAUAUUUAUUAUGCAGUGAUGUUUAAAAUCAAAAAAGAUGGCACUAUUCCGCCAAUAUCUAUUGUGUCACAUAAAGAUAUGAAAUUGAAUGCCCCCAAGAUGCUCGAUAAAUUUUUGUUAGAAAAUAUGAUAAUUUGCUAA
Messenger RNA from Blepharisma stoltei, 942 nucleotides. The record is from the annotation of a GenBank genome assembly. NCBI's taxonomy places the organism in Eukaryota, Ciliophora, Heterotrichea, Heterotrichida, Blepharismidae.